AUGGCAUCCGAAACUCCAAAGUUGGUUCGAGUCGGGGUGAUUGGCUGCGGAGAAAUUUCCCAGGUCGUCCAUUUACCGACUCUCAACCAUCUCUCCCACCUAUACACAGUGACUUAUCUCUGUGACAUUUCGCAGGAGGCUCUGAAGCAUUGUCGUGCUAAGGUUGCUGGAUAUGAGGCCCCUCGAACAACAACCGACCCUAAGGAGCUGUGCGCAUCCCCCCUAGUGGAUGUGGUUCUAGUAGCGAAUGCCGAUGAGUACCAUACAGAGCACACAAUUCUUGCUUUGGAGCAUGGGAAACAUGUUUUGGUAGAGAAACCCAUGGCGCUCAGUAUGAGAGAUGCCGACGCCAUAAUCGCUGCCGAGCGCGCUUCAAAGGCUAGGGUGAUGGUGGGUUACAUGCGACGAUAUGCCGCAGUUUUCGAAGACGUCGUCCGGGAAGUGGGUGGGUUGGACAAAAUUCUUUAUGCGCGUGUCAGAGAUAUUAUCGGCCCUAACAGUGUUUUCGUUGACCAGUCUGGGACCUUUCCUCAAAAAUUCACGGACAUCCCCGAGGACGCCAUACUGGACAAAUCCGCCCGUGGAAAUGAGAUCGUAUCCCAGGCCAUAGAAACAGAAGCCGGGAUCAAAAAUUCCACAGUUAAUCCGAUGAUGUGGAGAGCCCUCGGUGGUCUAGGUUCUCACGACCUCAGCGCGAUGAGGGAGGUCUUGGGAAUGCCCACGGGAGUUGUUGGGGCCUCCUUGGAGUUUCCCUUCUGGAGUGCUCUCCUGAAAUAUCCAACGUUCACCGUGGCCUACGAAUCAGGUCUUGAUUCCGUCCCCCGUUUCGACGCCCACAUCGAAGUCUACGGCGGCGACAAGGCUGUACGCAUAACCUACGACACACCAUAUGUGAAAGGCCUUCCGAUCACCAUGCGAGUCCAAGAAAACAUAAAUGGCAGUCUUAGAGAGACGAUCACCCGCAAGAGCUACGAGGACCCUUAUACACUGGAGCUGAAGGAACUCUACGAAAUGGUGGUGAAUGGGAAACCUGUCAAGACCACAGCAGAGGAUGCGAAGAAGGAUUUAGAAAUUUUCCGUAUGCUGUUUGAGAGCGCGCAAUAG
Aspergillus ochraceoroseus IBT 24754 is the source of this 1104-nucleotide messenger RNA. Its product is annotated as Gfo/Idh/MocA family protein. Gene Ontology annotation, molecular function: oxidoreductase activity; nucleotide binding. NCBI's taxonomy places the organism in Eukaryota, Fungi, Ascomycota, Eurotiomycetes, Eurotiales, Aspergillaceae. The transcript is spliced from 3 exons. Gene Ontology annotation, cellular component: cytoplasm. The record is from RefSeq and is a predicted model, not a curated record. Bases 1 to 1104 code for a protein of 367 amino acids. Gene Ontology annotation, biological process: NADPH regeneration.